AUGUCACAAGAUACUAUAGUAUUAGAUGUACACUCAAUUAUAGAGAUCUCGGAUGGCAAUUAUGACAAUACUAACUAUAGGGAGAAUAGUAAAAUGCAUCCAAUCUUGGGAAAACAUACAAGAGAUGGGAUUUCAACAAACCUGGAUGCCGACGCCAAUACUUUCAUAUCUGUCUCUUCGCACGACAGUGGGGAUAGUUCUCCUCUACAGAGUACACAGAAGGGCAAUGCUCCCGUUCCUCCUCCCCCGUACACAUUUCAAGACAGUGCUUGUAAGAAUGAAAACUACAACUAUGCAGAGGCCGAGAGAAGGACAAUUACCCAUCAGAAGCACCAGCAACUACGACAACAGGAGCAACAGUCACAACCCGCGGUGAAGAAUCCUAAAUCGAUUUUCAAGCCAGAUACAGACAUUUUCAAAUUUCCGCAACACAGUCAUUCUCACAAAAUAGAGAAUUUCUCGCAGUUCGUUAGACAUUUAUUGCACCGAGCUGAUGUGAGUCGAUCAGUAUAUAUUGUGGCUCUGAUAUAUUACCGCCGGGUGCUAAGCAAGACUGGGCCUAAUAACGACCACCAGGUAUGUGAUAUAUUGUUCUUUGGCUCCAAUUGA
This is a messenger RNA of Sphaeroforma arctica JP610, 609 nucleotides long. RefSeq lists its product as hypothetical. NCBI's taxonomy places the organism in Eukaryota, Ichthyosporea, Ichthyophonida. Bases 1 to 609 code for a protein of 202 amino acids. The record is from RefSeq and is a predicted model, not a curated record. The transcript has a single exon.